UGGGGGUUGUGUGUACCUGUGCGUUCCGGCUUUCUCAGAAACGAGGCGUGUCUGUCAAGUUGAGUGGCGAGCGCCUCCAGUGUCCGGGCCACGAUUCGAUCUCCUCAUUCUCGCGCACAAAGCGAACGAAGAAGACUUCCUCCGCCACAUACUUCACACACGCGCACGCACGCGCGCGGCCGCAUGCAUUGCAACCCUGCUAGGCACGCACACUUGCACAUAAUAGACGGGCGGCUGCGUAAUGUUGGAGUGAUUACGUGCACACACAGAGCCGGUGGGUAGGGGCUACGUUACGGAAUAAGGCUGCGUUCACGCGCGCGUACGAAAAAGACAACAGCAGAUGAUGGUGCUGGGGUCGGCGUAUCGGAGGUUAUUUAUGGGCGCGCGUAAUUACGCGAUGUGCCAACACUUGAAGAGGCUUUGAACGUCUGGACGUUUCAUCGUGUAGCAGUGUACGACACACACACACACGCGUCUUUAUACACAUCCCUACAAAGCACACGCGGUGUAUAGCAACCACCAUGAAGACGGCGGCUGAACCAGCUGGGCGCGAGCCUGCCGUGUUCACUUUCGACUUUCGCACCCUCAACAGGGAGACCCCGCUGGAGAGGGAGGCCCGUUUGGCCGACACAUUCCGGUCCCGACUGCUGCGCCUGCAAGCGCGCGGCUCCCCGGGGAUUCUAUCGCACUCGGCUCGCCCCAACGUCCUGCUGAACCUGCAUCAGCAGCAACAGCAGCAGCAGCUCCUGCAGCAGAGCCUCCUGACCCAGCAGGCGGAGUUCGGAACGUGGGCGCCCUCGCUGCUCCCUCUGCCCGAGGUCGGGCCGCUGGAAGAUGCCUUUCUGCCGUACAGCAUCCUCCACGAGCUGCCCAGCCGCACCGUGGGGCGCAGGCAGGCUCACUGCCUGGCCCCACGCUUCUGUGGGCCACUCUCGGCCCGCAUCUUCCGCUUCCCACAGCCGAGCAGCGCCCUCCUGCGCAUGGCCACCACCCCUGGAAUCUCUGUCGACGGAACCAUUGACGAGGAAGACGACGAUCCGAGCGCAGUGGACGCGGGCGUGGUGAAGCAGCUGGCGUUCCUGGCGCCGUCGGAGCGCCUGCACGCGGUGCGCAGCUUGACGCUGGCGCUGGCGACGCGGCGCCGGUACCGCCUGCAGGCCAUCACCGAGACGGCGAUUUGGAGGGGCCGCCCUGACACCAAACUGGAAGCCCUGCAGGAGCGGACGGGGACCCUCGUCCAAUCGCUGGUGCAGUCUGCCCAGGACUGCGUGUCACUGGUGACGAGGCCCCUCGCCCCGUGGCACACGAGCCUGCGCGAGGUGAGCGGCCGCUUUGGCACGGGGGUGAGCUCCUACUUCACGCUCAUCCGCACGCUGCUCGCCUUCAACCUCCUCGCCACCGUGCUCUUCGCCGCCUUCCUCGUCACGCCGCAGCUCCUCGUGCGGGCGCACGGCGACGCUGGCGGGCAGUCGGACGAGGAGGGAGCUGGGACAAGUGCCCGUGGCAACGGGACCCGUGGAAACGUUUCCCGCGAGAACGCCGCUCGCGGGAAUGGGACUGGUCCGGUCGCCUUCACCGGCCUGGAGCUGCUCACGGGCACGGGCGCUUUCACCCACAGCUCCUUCUACUACGGAUUCUACUCCAACGAGACGUUGAGCUGGUGGACGAGCGGCGGCGAGGAGGCCCCGGCAGCCAACGCGACGGGGCCCCAGGGGUCCCCGGCGUCGCGGACGGAGGACCCCUCCUACAACAUGCAGCUCGCGUACCUCUUCACGAUGGCGGCGUACCUGCUCACGUGCGUGUUCGUGCUGCUGUUCUGGCUGGGCCGGUCGUUCAGUGAGAACUACCUGCGCGGCGGUGAGAUCGGCUUCUACUCGCGCAAGGUGUUCACCGGCUGGGACUUCGCGCUGACGAGCAGCAGGGCCGUGCACGUGACCCGCCGCAACAUCGGCACCUUCCUCAAGGAGGUGCUUGCCGAGGGGGCUCGCCGUAAUCUGGGCAGCCCGCGGGCACGCUGGAGCCGCCGGCUGCUGGCCCGAGCGCCCACCUGGCUCCUCUCCAUGGCGCUCGCAGCCGGCUCGGCGGCCGGGUUGCAUUUCCUCUGCCAGAGCGCCGACGCGCUGGAGCGGCGGGGCGAGGCGCUGUGGCUCGAGGCGUCGCUGCUUCUCGUGCCGGCGGUGGCCUGCCUGGUGAACACGCUGCUGCCGCCCGUCUUCACGACCCUCACGCACCUGGAGGGCUAUCACAGCCCGCGGCACGGCGUCUACGCCAGUGUCGGACGGAACCUGCUGCUCAAGGUGUCUCUGCUGGCCGUGCUGUGCUACGAUUGGCUCCAGCGCUCGCCCGUCCCACACAGCGAGUGCUGGGAGACGCGGCUCGGCCAAGACCUGUACCGCCUGGUGGUCAUGGAUUUCAUCUUUUCACUCCUGGGAACGUUCUUCAUCGAGUUCGUGUGGCGGUUGCUUCUGUCGUCGUCAUCGUCAUCGUCGUCAUGUAGGGGGAAGACUUCGUCCGAGCUGGAGCAGCAAGGGUCGCACAAGCCCGAGUUUGACAUCGCGAGGAACGUGCUCGACCUCAUCUACGGACAAACGCUCGCGUGGCUCGGCAUCUUCUUCGCUCCCCUGCUGCCGCUGGUGCAGCUGAUCAAGCUGAUCAUCCUCUUCUAUGUCAAACGGAGAAGCCUCUACCUCAACUGCCAACCGCCCACCAAACCAUGGCGUGCCUCUCAGAUGUCCACCAUCUUCCUGCUCCUGCUCUUUUUCCCGUCGUUCUUCAGCGUCGUGGCGGUGGUGGCGGUCACCAUGUGGACGCGUGAACCUUCUCCGGGGUGCGGGCCGUUCCGCGGGCUCCCGCUGGCGUACGACGCCGUGCGGCGCUGGGCCGCGGCGCUCCCCUUCGGCUCGGCGGCGAUCGCCUGGAUCUACCACAACCUCGUCGAGAGCCCAAUCUUCUUCUUCGCGGCAACAAGCCUCGUGCUAUUAAUCAUCUACAUCAACGUGCAGAUUUUGGCUGCGCAGAGGCACGUGAUUGAUCUGCUGCAAGCGCGCAUUGAGCACGAGGGCCAGGACAAGAUAUUCGUUCUGGAGAAACUGCGGGAGGAGCACAAGCGGCAGAUGGAAGUGAAGGCGGCGAGGCAGAGCAAGCGGAGUCGACGAAAAGACAAGAAAAACUACAGCGCGCAGAUGUGGCCCUGCCAAGCAGACUUAUCCUGAGAAGAUGUGAAACGUGGACCUUACCUAUCACCUGUGUGCUCUUGGAUUGCCGCCUCUUGAACAUCACUGAGCCAGAACAUAAUGUGGGUUCACAACAUUGUAUAUUUUGUAUUUUU
This is a messenger RNA of Lethenteron reissneri (Far Eastern brook lamprey), 3328 nucleotides long. RefSeq names its product transmembrane channel-like protein 6. The record is from RefSeq and is a predicted model, not a curated record. NCBI's taxonomy places the organism in Eukaryota, Metazoa, Chordata, Hyperoartia, Petromyzontiformes, Petromyzontidae. Gene Ontology annotation, cellular component: plasma membrane. Gene Ontology annotation, molecular function: mechanosensitive monoatomic ion channel activity.